Messenger RNA from Trametes versicolor FP-101664 SS1, 1722 nucleotides. RefSeq lists its product as uncharacterized. The record is from RefSeq and is a predicted model, not a curated record. NCBI's taxonomy places the organism in Eukaryota, Fungi, Basidiomycota, Agaricomycetes, Polyporales, Polyporaceae. Bases 1 to 1722 code for a protein of 573 amino acids. The transcript has a single exon.
AUGGAUCCGGGUGCGCUGCAAAAGACGCACCCUUCCGUGCAUAGGUCCGGCGGCUCUAGCCUUCUCCCACAUGAGAUUUUGCUGCAAAUAUUCGAGGGAACGCAGCCAAAUUCGCAGUACGAAUACGACACGUCCGUAGUGGUUGGACCUCAAAACCCGUGGCUCAAAAACCUGCGCACCAAGAAGGCUCUCACGCUCGUCUGCAAGGCUUGGUGCGGACCCGCCACUAGGCUUCUCUACGCCGACAUUGUUGUAAGACGAAUGGGCCAGGUUGCAGCUUUGGCUCGCACCUUCCGCGAAGAUCGAUGUGCAGACAGCCUCUCCCGUCUUGUGCGCAAGAUCACCUUGGACGCCUGCAUCGUCGUCCUGGUGUUCGCCGAAGUCGUUCGCGAGGAUCUGGAGCUUAUCUUGCAGGUAUGUACACACCUCCGGUCUUUUUCCUCCUAUGCGGCCAAGGGAUUUUGUGGCGGAGAUCAGGCCUUUUCUCUACGAGAUUUGACUUACUUCGUACCAAUAGGGCCGUCCUCAUCCCAGCGCAUCCAGGACAGCCUACGAAUCCGGGAGCUCCACUUGGUAUCGCCCGAAGCGUGCUUCGAGUCGAUCAUCCCCCUUCUCUCCUCUGCGGUAUGCCUUACCUCCCUCAUCCUGGAAUCUUCCCCCCGCUGGAUUCGGAAUGACUUGGAAUCGGAGAGUCUCCCAUCGCUCUGUUUUCCCUUACUCGAGAAUCUCGAGCUCCCCUUCUCUCAACCUGAUCUCGGCCUGCAGGACUACGUUCGCUCGCGAUGGCGUCUACCAGCGCUGAGAGCACUCACGCUCGUUGACUGCGACGAGCCCUCCGCAGAAGGAAUACUUGAAGCGCACGGUACACAGAUCAAGUACCUUCACUUCCACGAUUCGCCGUACCCCGACUUCCUAGCGAACAGCACAGCACCGCCUACGGUGUAUGCCCAACUGGCGCGACUCUGUCCAGCGAUAGAGCACCUCGUAAUCCCCGCUGCCCACGCAGUUUUCAUCGACAUCCACUCGCCCACGCUACGGUACCUCGACGUCUUAAAUCCACGCGAUAUGGGUCCUCCCUCAGAGUUCGCGCUACGGUAUGGCUACCGACCGCGUGUUCCAAAGAUCACGCUCUCAAAGACUGCGCGCGUUCCGCUGCUCACGUCCACCCGCUACGUCCUCUUCAGCUGGACUUUCUUACCACGCGCAUGCCACCCCUCACUCAUCACAGUGGACGAGCCGGACACGCAGAUUAUUCAUCACUUCCAGUACUGUCGCAUCAUCCAGACGCGUGGAUUCGUCAUGAACGACCGAGAAGCAUCCUCAAAGGACCUGUAUUACGAAGACGGAGAGUCACAGGAGCUUGACGAGGACUCGGACGAAGGUAACUGGGAGGGCGUAGACGUAUACGGGGAACCGGCCAAGGACGAAGGCAGCCGGUAUGAGCCUUCCAGCGGCUCCGAUGAGGAGACGAGCGACGACGACUUGUGGUCGGCGUCUGGAGACGAGAAAGUUCUUCCGCAGAACUACGAGGAGGACCCUGAGCUUCAAAAUGACCGUGACGCGGCCCGCCGGUUCCUCCUCGAGCGGUUUAGUCUCAACCAGAGUUGCGCGCUCCUGAAAGGUGACGCGGACGAGGAAGAUGAAAAUGAACAAGAGCCCGAGGGUGCUGAGAGGGAGGCAUCGAUGGGGGGGCAGGACGGCGGGUCUAGCAGUGUGAUGUAG